Messenger RNA from Coffea eugenioides, 1638 nucleotides. Its product is annotated as 7-deoxyloganetin glucosyltransferase-like. The record is from RefSeq and is a predicted model, not a curated record. The transcript has 2 exons. Gene Ontology annotation, molecular function: UDP-glycosyltransferase activity. NCBI's taxonomy places the organism in Eukaryota, Viridiplantae, Streptophyta, Magnoliopsida, Gentianales, Rubiaceae. Bases 36 to 1499 code for a protein of 487 amino acids.
UGAAAAUUUAUUAGUGCUGCUAGUAAUUGAGAAGGAUGGGUGCAGUUGCAGCAAAUGAUCUCAAGCCUCAUGCUGUAUGCGUACCAUAUCCAGCACAGGGUCAUAUCAACCCAAUGCUCAAACUAGCUAAGCUCCUCCACCACAAAGGCUUCCACAUAACCUUUGUCAACACAGAAUACAACCACAACCGCCUGUUGAAAUCAAGAGGCCCCAACUCCCUGGAUGGCCUGCCGGAUUUCAGGUUCGAGGCCAUCCCUGAUGGCCUGCCGCCUACUGAUGCCGACUCCACCCAAGACAUACCCUCUCUCUGUGAUUCCACAUCCAAGACAUGUUUAGCUCCCUUUUCCAGCCUCCUUUCCAGGCUUAACAACGCCGCCCCGGACGUCCCUCCGGUGACUUGCAUAGUCUCUGAUGGUUGCAUGAGCUUCACCGUUGAAGCUGCCCGCCAAUUUGGCCUUCCUGAAGCGCUUUUCUGGACCCCUAGUGCUUGCGGCCUUUUGGGGUACACGCAGUAUUCCCACCUGGUUGAACGGGGAUAUACGCCUCUCAAAGAUAUGAGCUAUCUGACGAAUGGUUAUUUGGAAACCAAACUUGAUUGGAUUCCUGGAAUGAGGAACGACAUACGACUGAGGGAUCUUCCAAGUUUCAUAAGAACAACGGCAGCAGAUGAUAUUAUGUUCAACUUCGUCGUUCACGAAGUUAACAAUAUUCCCAAAGGCACGGCUGUUGUUUUGAACUCCUUUUAUGAGUUGGAGCACGAUGCCUUCGACGCUCUUUCCGCCAUGUAUCCUCGCGUCUUUAGCAUCGGCCCAUUACAACUAAUGCUUAAUCAAAUUCAAGACGAAGGACUCAAAUCAAUCGGUUCAAAUCUCUGGAAAGAAGACCCAGUUUGCAUCGAAUGGCUGGACGACAAAGAGCCAAACUCGGUGGUGUAUGUGAACUUUGGCAGCAUCACAGUCAUGACGGCUCACCAGCUUACAGAGUUCGCCUGGGGACUUGCAAACAGCAAGAAAUCAUUCCUGUGGAUCAUAAGGCCUGAUAUAGUCGCCCGUGACACGGCCAUGCUGCCACCUGAAUUCGUGACGGAAACUAAAGAAAGAGGCAAGCUAGCAAGCUGGUGCCCCCAAGAAGAAGUUCUGAAACACCCUGCAAUUGGAGGGUUCUUGACGCACAGCGGAUGGAACUCGACUUUGGAGAGUGUAUGUGGAGGUGUGCCGGUGAUCUGCUGGCCUUUUUUCGCGGAGCAGCAGACCAACUGCAGGUACAGCUGUGUCGAGUGGGAAAUGGGGAUGGAGAUCGACAAUGAUGUGAAGAGGGACGAAGUAGAGUUGCUGGUGAGAGAGCUGAUGGAUGGUGAGAAAGGGGAAAAGAUGAGGAACAAGGCUUUGGAGUGGAAGAGCAAAGCCGAAGCAGCAGCAGGACCAGAUGGACCGUGUUUCCAGAAUUUGGACCAACUCAUCAACGAUUUGCUUCUCCCUAAGAUUAAAUUGUCUCAAUAAUUAACAAAUCCCCGGAUGAGGUGGAAAUCCUUUGCAUUUGAUUCGAUGAUUUUAUUGUCUGAAAAAAGAGGAUUUUUUUUUUUUUUUGGGAGGAAACUAUGAUUGCUAAAGAAAUCUUUUUGGACAAUGAUUGAUGUGU